Molecule: messenger RNA, 6993 nt
Organism: Symbiodinium natans
Lineage: Eukaryota; Dinophyceae; Suessiales; Symbiodiniaceae
Source: the annotation of a GenBank genome assembly
GAUUUCGGCGACUAUGGUGACGACGACCCCGAGGACCAGUACGACCCCGCCGGCUACAUGACCCAGAACUAUGAGUACGGCUACGACGAGCACAUGGACUUCGAGGUCACUGAGUUCGCUGAGGAGCACCUGGCCUACUUGAUGGACCAAGGCCUAGACCCAGACGACCGUGAGGCAGGCGACUUUGCGGCGGACGUCAUCCAGGCCGAGGAGGAAGCAUAUUGGAGCCGAAAGGGGGCGCACUCCAAAGGACAUGCCCCCAUGAAGCCACCGCCUUUUGAGGUCAGCGGCUCUUUCACCAUGGACGAGAAGAAGGCGCGGCUGCUUUCCUUGAAGGCGAGGACUUCGUGCAAGAAGUGCGGAGCAGUGGGCCAUUGCGGCGACGCUCAAUGUUGCCUGAACAGAGGCAAGGGCAAGUUCGGGAAGUCUGGCGGCGGUGCACCAUCAUCCUCUUCUUCGGGCUUUGGACGAGGCCGCGCCCCUGGACGUGGAACCCAACACUCUGGGCGAAGCGGCGGCAAGGACAAGCCCAGAACCGUCUACUUUUCCAUAAGGGAGCCCGACGCUGGCGACCCGAAGGGCUUCUUGGCUCUCCGCUCUCCUGACCCGACCGGCGGCUACCACCAAGUUCCGCCACCAAGCUCUUUGACAUCGGCUCCGCCGACGACUUCUGCGGCAGCGACCUCCUCAUCGACGACGCCUGCGACAGCGACCUCAGCAGCACCGACGCAGAAUGUGGCGGCGGCGCGGACCAUCGUCGACCUGACGGACAAGGAUGGACCUUGGCAGGUGAUACCGCGCAUGGACCAGGUGGACUAUGUCAACGCGGAGCAGCCCGACGUCGACAUGGAGAUGCUUCUGGAGGCGCUUGGCGGCGUGCCGCUGGAACCUCUGCCACUAACAUCGCCGGCUUCUUCACCAUCUCCUGGCGCCGAACCUUUGGACGACGCAGCAGCACGUGUGGCACAACCGGCACAAGGCAUGAGGCGAGUGGCCCCACAUAGCAGGUCCUGCCCGCAUACGAGGACGACCGCCAGUGGCAGCAACCAGUACUACCACAUCCGCAAGUGCACUGCGUGCGGCGAAGUGCUCGAACGCACCCGCAAGCAGCCACAGGAUCCGGCGCCUCAGCCAAAGGCGGCAGCAGCCCCAGCUUGCCUACACCACAGAGUACACUGGAAGGGCUCAAAUGCCUUUCUGAGAAUGCGGACCUGUCUCGACUGCGGCUUCAGAGAGAGCAUUCCCCGAGCGGAUGGUGACGGCAAUGUUCCUGGAGCUUCCUCGUCAACUACCGGAACGAGCUCUACGGCGACUUCGGCACGACCCUCGAACGCGGCUACGUCCGCGACACGUCACGACCUCGACGGCUACGUGCUCAGCCCGCCGGAGAUACAGCAAAUCGUCGGCGCGUUCAACGAGGCAGUGGGCAGGCGUCUUGAAGCAACCGGCGAUGCCCCGAUUCCGGCGGACCGGCUGUUGGAGACGCUUCGGCUGACGAUCGAGCAGGUUACGAUUUGGCACCAACGACAGGCCGCCCCGGCAUCGACUACACCUUCGACCCGGACCUCAGAUACUGCAAGCUUGGCAGAGCGUGUGCGGAUGCGAGGGGAGACGCGUGUCGAGUCCGGGAAGUACAAGAACCAGGCCUACAUCGCUGCGUACGAGGACCGCGACUACAAGCACUGGUGCUAUGCCAACGUCACCGACCAGAGCCACCCAACUAUGAAGCGAUUGGUUCAAUACUUCCGCGAACAUGACGCCUCCCUUGACUCCGAUGCUCAGAACCGUCACGCCUACAUGGCCUACCUCGACCACGAUGACGAGGACGACACGAUCUUCGCGGAAGGCGACCUCGUGGCGAUUCUGGACACCGGCUGCAGCCAAACAUGUCACGGCGACGCCUGGCUUCAAAGGUACGUGGACGCGACCCGACAGGAAAUGCCGAAACUUUGCACCGAGGACAGGCCCAACUUCAGGGGGAUCGGCGGGGCCAUCCAAACCGCUGGUACCCGACAGCUAGAGCUUUGCCUUGAACUCCUCGAUGGUGGAGUUGCCCGAGGCGACCUUUAUUCCACCGAGCUCAUCGGCUCCGAGGCUCCUUUGUUGCUUUCCCUGCAGGCUCAGAAGGCGCUUGGGUUGGUGAUCGACUUGUCUGCCGAAGUGGCCCACUCUCAGGUUCUCGGCAAGGACCUCAAGCUGGUCAUCAAGGACGGCCUCCUCGGACUUCGGCUACUUCCGGCGGACGUCGCGGACGAGAGCAAGGACCACGAGACCGCCGGCGGUGCCAACGACAUCGGCGACUACGACAACUUCAUGACGGAUGGCAAGCAGGACGUCGAGCAGGACACCGAACGCGCCGGCAACCCGGUCCACGAGCACGACGGCGUCACGAACUCGGAUGACGAGGCCUCGGAGGACGGCUGCGGCACGGACGGCGGCGUAGAGAACACGGCCAUCGGCUACCUGGUUGUCGACGCUCUCAAGAGCAAGAUCAUGUCCAAGGGGCAGUCGGCAAGGGUCAGCCGAGACAUCGAGGACAUCACGGCGACAGAUCAGAUUCUCUGGGGCCAAAUGUUGGGGAAGAAGACCAGAAGGCCAUCGUUUCUCCCGCGUGGAUGCCGGACUUUCCUCCUUGAACUGGUUGCUGGCGCUGCUGUCUUGACGCACAUGGCCUCCUGUGACUAUGGUCUUCCUGUAAGCGACCCGGUGGACAUCCGACUUGGCCCAGGCCUCGACCUUCUUACCCGCGAUGGCCGCGACGCUGUGGACCGCAUCAUCGAGCGGGACGACCCCUACGCCAUCACCUGCUCCCCGGUUUGCGCCACGUGGUCAACUUGGACAAACAUGCUUGCUGGGGACUCAUGGGAGAAGUGCUUGGAGGAGAGGCGCCGGUGGACCCCAGUGAUCGAGUGGCUCCAGAGCACGGCCCGCAAACGGCUUGCCAAGGGCCGACAGUUCCUCUUUGAGCAUCCGUGGGGCAGUGCUAUAUGGCGACUUCCCAUGAGCCGGCGGCUACUUGAACAACCACCGCACGACGUCUUCACCAUGGAUCCUUUAGAAGCAGUCAGGGCUGAUCUGUGCCAAUUCGGACUCAAGGAUGCCAAGAACAACUUUCCGCGCCAAAGGCCGACUGCCUUUGUCACCGCGACCGCUGAGCUGAAGAAACGGCUUGCGCGGCUAUGCCCUGGCACUCACCUGCAUCAACCUCUUGAAGGAGCAGACCGUACUCGUCGUGCUCAGGAAUGGACUCCCAAGCUGUGCAAGGCGAUUUUGGAUGGUAUGCUAGAAUCACUUGAGAACACCUCCGUCCAGACAGCCUUUCCAGCAGAGGCUGAGUUGGAAGACGAGAUCGUGGACGAUGACGACCCCGGCUACCUCGACGCAAUCCUCACACCGGAUGACGAGGCCACUGCGCUCAGCGAUGGCGUCACCUUUGGCAACAGGCGACAGGACGAGCACCUCGACACCAUCCGUGAGGAGACGGCGCCCCCUGUUCUACCUGAAGUGGAAGCUGCGCCUCUUAUGGCUUCUCGGAAUGCCUGGCGACAGCUCCCUCGAAGCCAACGUGUGGCGCUGAGGAGACUUCACACCAUGACAGGUCACAGCAGCACAGCCGCCAUGCAGCGGCUACUCCGGACAGCCGGUGCCGAUCCCGCCGCCAUCAAGGCACUCAACCACUUCCACUGCCCAGCUUGUGCUUGUGUGCAACGUCCCAACGAACCGCGACCUGUGAAGAUGCCGAAUGAGCACGCCUUCAACAAGAACAUCUCCAUCGAUGUGUUCAUUGUCCGAGAUGUUGACGGCGUCAAGUACAAGUAUCUAUCCGCUGUGGACAAUGGAACGCUGUACCACGCUGUGUGGCUAGUUGGCACUGGACAUGGCCCUCCUUCGUCCUCUUCAUGCGCUACAAAGUUCCGGGAUGGAUGGCUGUCCUGGGCUGGUGCUCCGGAGACUGUGACCCUUGACCGAGGCAGCGAGAACCGAGGCAAGUUCCAGGCCAUGUUGAAGUCCCACGGGACUCUACUACGUUACACGGGGCUGGAGUCACCCUUCCAGCUCGGCCGAGGAGAGCGACAAGGCGCUGUGAUGAAGGACAUCAUGCGACGUGUGGUUGCCAGCCGACAGCUCCAAGGGCAAGAAGCUAUGGAAAUGUUAGGCGUGGAGGCGGCUACGAUCAAGAACAAUCGCCUUCACCAUGCCGGCUUCACUCCCAGCCAAUGGGUUCUUGGACGACUGCCGCCAGAAGUCGACAGCCUUACUUCGCCUCUUGCGCCCGAUCGACUUGGACAGCAUCAGGAGAUCCACGACGGCCAGACAGCCUUCGCAAAGCAGGCAGCCAUUCGAAGCGCGGCUCGGCAAGCAUUUUCGCAGGCCGACUCCUCUGAAAGGAUUCGGGCAGCGCUCCUCAGGAAGAGUGUUCCAAUGCGUGGCCCCUUUGUCCAAGGGGAUCUUGUCUGCUUUCGCAGAAAGGCUGGCCCAGGACCCCACAAAUGGUUUGGCCCUGCAAGGGUUGUCGGCCAGGAGGGCCGUUCGACUCUUUGGAUCGUGCACGGUGGCAUCCCUCUUACCGUGUCCGUUGAGCAAGUUCGUUUUGCAACAGGCGCCGAAGCCUUUGCCAAGAGGCAGCUGGAGCUUAAGCCGAGCCGGAAACGAAGACGCGAGGACCUCGACGGCGUGGACAGCGACGACCACGACUACCCUUUCGGCGACGACCUCAGUGGAGCUGGAACGGCAGCUGGAGCGCAGGGUACCUUCUUCGACAUCAGCGAACCUGUGCCCGCUUCAGCGCCGUCGCUUAUACCUUCACAUGGACCUCCAGCACCUCCACCUGGACUACCUAGACCACCAGACGGCCCUGGAGGCGAUGCUCCACCUCCUGUUCUUCCUGGACCUUCUCCUGACCAACUUCCUGGGGUGGACGUUCCUGUCCCAGAUUCUCCCUUGGCGCCUACAACCGAGAUCAGCUCGGAGCCAGAUCAGGAGCACAUGCCACCCAGCCGACGUGACUCCACCGAGAUUCAACCUGCCGGCCCACCGGUGACCUUCACCCCUCUGCAGCAAGCUAUGCAUCGGUCUGUGGAUGCACUUGAUGGACACCAAGCACGGAAACGCGAGCUCUCUCCUUCAGUACGCACGGAGCCCACCUUUGAACGUCGACCACCUCCUGGACUACCGCCACCUUCAAGUACGGAGACGGCAACCGGGGCUCCAACUGCAUCUACCUCCUCUCGAGCCUUUGGCGCCUUCUUGGCCAAGAGGACCGUGAACAAGAAGAGCGCCGCAGCCCGUGCCAAAGAGCUCAACUUCAACAAGUCCGAGGGCAAGCAGAGAGAAGGCAUCGCGCAAGCACGCGGGAAGGAGUGGAACAAUUGGAAGGAUUUUGAUGCAGUGGACGUGAUCCCUCCUUCUCAAGUUGAUGCCUUCCUGAAGGAGCACUCCGACAUCGGCGUCACCCCGAUGAGAUGGGUAGACACCAACAAGGCUCAGCCAUGGGAGGAGGCACGCUACAAGUCUCGCAUUGUUGUGCGAGGCGACCUGGAAUCUGGAGCUGCCGACGCACGAACCGAUUCCCCUACUUGUUCAUCCUUGAUGCUCAACUUCAUGUUAUCCACGUGCGCAAGCAAGCGCUGGAAGAUUCGUGGAGGCGACAUCACCGCCUCCUUCUUGCAAGGAGAACCGAUGGAGAGAACGUUGAUCUUGAGUCCACCGCCAGGUGGCCUCCCAGGCGUGGAGCCUGGGUCACUGCUAGUGGCCAGAAAGCCCGUGUACGGCACACGGGAUGCACCCCGCGGAUUCUGGAGGAGACUUCAUCGGGUAUGUCUCGAACAAGGUCUGGAAGCCAUUCCUCUUGAGCACGCCUGCUACGUGCUCAAGAAGGAAGGCCGCGUAGCAGGCGUCCUUAUUUCACAUGUCGACGACAUUCUCUGGGCAGGCGAGCCGCAGAUGCAAGACAUCGCGGCCCGGCUCCGCAACGAGUUCAAAUUUGGAACUCUUGACGACGACAAGCUCAUCGAGUACUGCGGCCGGCAAAUCUUUCAGGAUGUGGAUGGAAUCCGCGUGAGCUGUCCUAAUCCGGCUGCCAAGGUGCGUCCAAUUCACUUGGACGGUCAACGGCGCAAGAUGAGAGGAGCAGAAGCCACUGACUCGGAGCGCGGGCAACUCCGCUCCGUUGUGGGCACCUUGAAUUGGUUGGUCCGUGUUUGCAGGAUCGACAUCGCCUACCAGGUGCACCGCCUUCAGACUGUCCUCAAGACCUGCACAGUGGACGACCUCCUCUCCUGUAACCAGCUCCUCAGCUACGUGAAGUCCACCCCGAAUAAGGGCCUCUUCUUUCCGUACGGAGCAAUGGAGAUCGAGGAUGCGAAGGUGCUCUCCCUCACAGAUGCAAGCCACGCCGCGGACUUUGACACCUCGCAGGACGGCAAGCGGCUUGGCUACCGCUCCCAGGCAGGGAGGCUGCUGGUUCUCUGUGGGCACGACUUCCUGGAGAACUCCGGCGGGCAGGUCUACAUCCUCGGCUACCACUCCAACGUGAUAAGGCGAGUAUGUCGCUCAACGCUUCAGGCAGAAACCUUGGCCUUGAUCCAAGGAUACGAGGAAGCAGAACAUGUCCGGGCUCUACUUCACCACGUCUGCGGCGGCAAGGUGGACAAGACUCUCACCGAGGCCAUGGACGCACGGGAGCUCAUCAUGCUGACGGACUGCCGAUCGCUCGAAGAGCAUGUGAACCAGGCCGGACUCCACACCGUGGCUGAUAAACGGCUAGCUAUAGAUCUCUGCGGGAUCAGACAGCUGGUGUGGCGAAAGGCUGGCGAGGAAGUUGGAGACCCCUUGUACUCUGAUGCUCCUCCCGUGAACGCCACCACCUUGAUCCGCUGGAUCGAUACGAGCACCAUGGCGGCAGAUGGGCUGACAAAGGCCAUGAAGGCUCCGCAGCUUGACCUCCUCAUGAGAAGCAGUCGUGUGGAAGUGAGCUUCACUAAGAUCAGCUGA